Messenger RNA from Pterocles gutturalis (yellow-throated sandgrouse), 588 nucleotides. Its product is annotated as beta-sarcoglycan. Gene Ontology annotation, biological process: muscle organ development. The transcript is spliced from 3 exons. Gene Ontology annotation, cellular component: sarcoglycan complex; sarcolemma. NCBI's taxonomy places the organism in Eukaryota, Metazoa, Chordata, Aves, Pterocliformes, Pteroclidae. The record is from RefSeq and is a predicted model, not a curated record. The annotation marks the transcript as partial.
CAAAGUUCUAAUGGCCCAGUGAAGAAGUCCAUGCGAGAGAAGGCUGUGGAACGCAGGAAUGUUAAUAAGGAGCACAACAGUAACUUUAAAGCGGGAUAUAUUCCAAUUGAUGAAGACCGUCUCCAUAAGACCGGCUUACGUGGCCGGAAAGGCAAUUUGGCCAUUUGCAUGAUUGUUCUUCUUUUUAUUUUGGCUGUCAUCAAUCUUAUUAUUACACUAGUUAUCUGGGCGGUGAUUAGAAUUGGUCCCAAUGGUUGUGACAGUAUGGAGUUCCAUGAGAGUGGCUUGUUGCGCUUUAAGCAAGUUUCUGACAUGGGCGUUAUACAUCCAUUAUAUAAAAGCACUGUAGGAGGCAGACGUAAUGAAGAUUUGGUGAUCACUGGAAAUAAUCAGCCUAUUGUGUUUCAGCAAGGAACAACCAAGCUUAGUGUGGAAAAAGACAAAACUUCUAUUACCAGCGAUAUUGGCAUGGAAUUUGUUGACCCACGGACACAAAAUACCUUGUUCAGCACAGACUAUGAAACUCAUGAGUUUCAUCUGCCAAAUGGAGUUAAAAUCUUGAACGUACAAAAGGCCUCUACAGAAAGG